Diceros bicornis minor is the source of this 1140-nucleotide messenger RNA. RefSeq names its product olfactory receptor 51F1-like. Gene Ontology annotation, biological process: G protein-coupled receptor signaling pathway. Gene Ontology annotation, molecular function: olfactory receptor activity; G protein-coupled receptor activity. The transcript is spliced from 3 exons. The coding region runs from base 1 to 1140 and encodes 379 amino acids. The record is from RefSeq and is a predicted model, not a curated record. Lineage: Eukaryota; Metazoa; Chordata; Mammalia; Perissodactyla; Rhinocerotidae. Gene Ontology annotation, cellular component: membrane.
AUGGUAAUAGAAGUCAGAGAAAUGCUCAAUAUAGGAGAAGCCAUUGAUGAGGAUGAGGCAGUGGAAGCCUUAAGGGCUGGUGACAACGCUUUAUCAAUUGAUCUUGGAAGUGGUUACAUGAGUGCAUAUAGAUGCCAAAAUUCAUUUUAUGCACUAAAGACAAGAUAUUACAAGAGAAUUCCAUUCUUACAGACCAUAAUACCAACCUUCCAUAACUCCACAUUCCCUACUUUCAUCUUGACUGGGGUCCCUGGACUUGAAUGGGCCCAUGUCUGGAUCUCCAUCCCUUUCUGCUGCCUCUAUUUCACUGCCCUUUCUGGGAACACCUUGAUCCUGUUCACAGUCCUCACUGAGCCAAGCCUCCAUGAGCCCAUGUACUAUUUCCUCUCCAUGUUGUCCACCACUGACAUUGGCUUAUGCAUCUCUACACUGGUGACAGUACUGGGAAUAUUCUGGGUCAAUACCCGGGAAAUCAGCUUCAGUGCUUGCUUAUCACAGAUGUUCUUCAUUCACCUCUUCACUUUCAUGGAAUCUUCGGUUCUCCUGGCUAUGGCCUUUGAUCGUUUUGUGGCCAUUUCUAACCCCUUGAGAUAUGCUACCAUUCUAACUCAAGCAAGGAUCACAAGAAUUGGUUUGGCAGUCAUUACCAGGGGGACUGUCAUUCUGACACCACUAGUCCUGCUUCUUAAGCGUCUGUCAUUUUGCCGCAGCCUUGUGCUCCGUCACUCCUACUGCUUCCACCCAGAUGUGAUGAAGCUCUCGUGUUCAGAUGCAAAGAUCAAUAGUGCAUUUGGACUAACCGCAAUUAUCUCUACUGCUGGAGUGGACUCUGUCUUUAUCCUGCUUUCCUACGUUUUGAUCAUUCGCUCUGUUCUCAACAUUGCUUCCCCAGAGGAGAGGAAAAAGGCCUUCAGCACCUGCAUUUCUCAUAUCACUGCUAUGGCCAUAUUCUACAUCCCUUUGAUCAGCCUGUCUUUUGUUCACAGGUUUGGAAAACGUGCUCCACCCUAUGUGCCCACACUCAUUGCUAAUGUAUACUUGCUCAUUCCCCCUGUGAUGAAUCCCAUCAUCUAUAGUGUGAAAACAAAGCAGAUUCAAAAAGCUAUGCUAAAACUUUAUUUUCUAAAGCCUGAUGCAUAA